This is a messenger RNA of Halteromyces radiatus, 1056 nucleotides long. RefSeq lists its product as uncharacterized. The transcript has a single exon. The record is from RefSeq and is a predicted model, not a curated record. Bases 126 to 974 code for a protein of 282 amino acids. NCBI's taxonomy places the organism in Eukaryota, Fungi, Mucoromycota, Mucoromycetes, Mucorales, Cunninghamellaceae.
UUUUUUGUUUUUUUUUUUUUUUUUUUUUUUUUUUUUAUCUUUCUUCUUCGUUUCUCUUUUUAACACUUUCUUUAUCCGGAACGUUGCGAAGUAUUACAAAAAUAUAUAUAUACACUCAAUAGUGAAUGAAUGAACGUUCUAGAGCCAUUUUGCAACACAACACCAAUGCUGAAAUCAAGUUUUCACCGUUAAUUCGCCGUUCUCUACCUUACUCAUCCUUUCCUACCUCUAGUAAAGCAUCUACAGUACCAUCGGUUGCAUUGGACACUACUUCAACUUAUCCAUAUUACAAAAGGUCAUCAUUGAAACCAUCAGAACGGCAUUCUUACAGUCAUCCCACCUUCAAUAGCACUAUUCGAAAUACGGUUAAGUUUAAUAACCCGUCAGCAUCACUACCAACUGACAAUGGCUUGAAAAAUCUUCAUUCUCAAAACAAAAAGCGACUUCCUAUCACAAAUACUGUUAGAAAAAGAUUCAAGAAACAAGAAGAGGAUAUUGAAUUACCGUAUUAUACCAACCAAUAUCAUCAUGAUCAGUCAAAACGACUACCAUCAACAGCAAGCAAGCAUACCCUACUGCCAGACAACCAAAUGCGCGAUGAGAAGAUCAGGAAACAUCUGCCUUUACCAUCAGUCGUAGAUAUAAAGCCUUCAAUUAUAGAGAAUACAUCCAAUCGUUCGUCAAUCCCGUUAUCUUCCGGUAACAAGACAUUGAUCAAUGAUGAUAUGAAGAAGUACACAGCAUUCAGGAACAAAACGACUAGUGACAUACCAAGAAAGAAGAAGCAGCAAGAUAAUGGUGUGAUAAAAUUAAUUGACGCCAUCACAUGGAAUUCCUUAGACAAUACAGCAGAAGAAGAUGAAGCAAAAGAAAUGGCUUUUUAUGAAGAUGACAGUUCUGACAACAAAUUCAAGGAUAUCAUGACAAAUGGAUUUGAUGGAUUCUCCGACAAUGAUGAUGAUGGUGAAGGAUAGAGAGUAUAUAUAUAUAUAUAUAUAGUUUAGUUUAGUUUAGUUAGCAAUCAACUGAUAUCAAUUGAUAAAAAAUAAAAAAAAA